Molecule: messenger RNA, 2006 nt
Organism: Daktulosphaira vitifoliae (grape phylloxera)
Lineage: Eukaryota; Metazoa; Arthropoda; Insecta; Hemiptera; Phylloxeridae
Product: proton-coupled amino acid transporter-like protein CG1139
Exons: 9
Coding region: 412-1788 (458 amino acids)
Biological process (GO): amino acid transmembrane transport
Cellular component (GO): vacuolar membrane
Molecular function (GO): amino acid transmembrane transporter activity
Source: RefSeq, a predicted model, not a curated record
UAGUGUAUGUUCUCUCAUUCUAGUUUGAAAUCCGCCGGCGGACGGCUAACAAUAAAAUUAAAAAACCGUGGUGUACGUGUGUAAAUUUUAAAUAAUGUGAAGUACUGUUAUUAUUGCACUAUAUUUUGCGAUAUAUCUAAAGCCAUUGUUUAAAUUUAAAAAAAUUAAUUAUUUGAAUUCAUACACCGUCCUCAUUUGUAAUCCGGUUUUUAGCUCUAUUAUGACUUUAAUAGUGAGAAAAUGACUUUAAUUAUAACACCUGAACUUUAAAAAUUAAAACAUAUUAUUGUGCUUAAGUGCGUUUAUAGUGUAAAAGUAUUUAUUUUUACUUGGUUAAAUAAAUCAUAUAACUCUAGAAGACAAUUUUUCAUAAUUAAUUUCAUUAUACUACUUAUUUACUAGUCGUUAAAAAUGGGCGACAAGUCUUGCAAGAGCAGUGGACAAGAUGUCGAAGCUAACUCUUCUGUAAUAGACAAGGAAAAAUCAGAAGCCGUUGCAAAAGCAGUGCAUGGCCAUCCUGUUUCUGAACACCCUACUACAUACUGCGAGACUCUUAUGCAUCUUUUAAAAGGUAACAUAGGAUGUGGUAUGCUAGCAAUGGGAGAUGCUUUUAGAAAUGGUGGUCUUUUAAUGGCACCACUACUCACUGUUUUUAUCGGUACUGUCUGCAUUUACAACAAUCACAUAUUGUUAAAUGUUGCUCAUAAAUUGAAGAGCCGACUGAAACUGGAACAUUGCCCGACAUUUUCCGAAACAGUUGAGUUAUCAUUUGCUACUGGACCGAAACGGUUACAGAAACAUGCAGAUUUAUUUAGGACUACAGUUAAUGUAUUUGUUAUAAUUACUCAAUUGGGUUUUUGUUGUGUAUACAUAUUAUUUGUGUCUAGCUCAAUUAAACAAUUUUGUGAUGAAUAUGGAAAAGUAUUAGACAUUCACAUUCAUAUGGUGUUUGCACUAAUUCCAAUCAUGUCUUGUGCUAUGAUAAGAAAUUUAAAGUUUAUAGCGCCACUAUCCACCGCCGCGAAUAUUUCAAUGGCUAUUGGAUUAGGCAUAAUUUUAUCAUAUUGUUUAGUAGACUUACCACCAUUAGCUACUAGAACAGCGGUUGCACAUUGGUCACAAAUACCUUUAUUCUUUGGCACAGCUAUUUACGCUUUUGAAGGAAUCAGUCUAGUAUUACCUCUUCAAUUGGAAAUGAAAAAACCUAAUCGAUUUGCAUCAACUCUGGGUGUGUUAAACAUUGGUAUGACAAUUGUAACAUUUAUCAUUUUAACAAUGGGAUUUGUUGGCUUCUGGAGAUUUGGUGAUGAUGUUAAAGGCAGCCUUACACUCAAUCUUCCACCAACAUUAAUUUUAUCUAAAAUUGUUGUUGGUUUGAUGGUGUUUGCGAUAAUUUGCACUUAUACUCUACAAUUCUAUGUACCUGUUGCUAUAUUAUGGCCAUCUGUACAAGAAAAGUAUGGACCAUUCCAAUCACCAGCUUUAGCUGAAUACCUCCUACGAGCAGCUCUAGUUUUUGCAACAUUUAUUGCAGCUGAAGUAAUACCUCAUUUGGCAUUAUUUAUAUCAUUAGUAGGAGCAAUUGCAAGUACGUUUUUGGCUCUAAUAUUUCCACCGAUUUGCCAUAUGGUUGUAUGGAAAGAAGAAGGAUUUGGAGCUUAUAAGUGGAAACUUCAAAUGGAUAUUAUAACAAUUAUCUUAGGUUUGCUAGGUUUUGUAACUGGUACCUACUUUAGUUUACAUGACAUAAUAGUUGCUUUUAGCAAAGAUUUUGGUUUUCAUCAAUGAAUAAAAAUUAAUAAAAACUUUUUUAGUUAUAGGAAAUGCACCAUUUUGUGUUUUUACUCAAUAACACAUUGAUUAUUGUGUAAUUACACUAUAAAAAUAAAUUAAGUUUUAUAAAUAAUUAUCAUAUCACAUUUAAUUUCUUAUAAAAUUUAGCCUUAUAAUAUUAAUUCUGUAAAUUAUUAACAUUAUUGUCAAAUACAAUAUAAAUUAAAUAAAUA